Messenger RNA from Fusarium graminearum PH-1, 1125 nucleotides. RefSeq lists its product as uncharacterized. NCBI's taxonomy places the organism in Eukaryota, Fungi, Ascomycota, Sordariomycetes, Hypocreales, Nectriaceae. Gene Ontology annotation, molecular function: FAD binding. The coding region runs from base 1 to 1125 and encodes 374 amino acids. The record is from RefSeq and is a predicted model, not a curated record. The transcript is spliced from 3 exons.
AUGCGAGAUAUCAAACACGUCGUCGUAUCCCAAGACAAGAAAACCGCAAGAGUUGGUGGAGGGAUCCUAAGUGGUGACUUGGCCAGGGCUUUGGGCAAUGAUGGGUUGGGAACGCCCACUGCCACGGUUGCAAGUGUGGGAUAUACCGGAUGGGCGACCCUUGGUGGUUACGGCCUCUUGACAUCGCACUAUGGUCUCGGCGUCGACCAGAUCAUCGGAGCGAAGAUCGUAAACGCUCGUGGAGAACUCCAGGAUGCCAACGAAGAACUGCUUGUUGGUAUCCGAGGCGGUGGCGGAUCACUUGGUGUAAUCGUUGAGCUCACCAUCAAGGUCUAUCCCAUUGACAAGAUUCUCUCAUCUACCAUCAUCUACGACUCGACUGACCUAACCGCCGCUCUCACCUCCUACACCCAACACUAUGAGAAACUCCUCGAGUCGGGACAACUCCCCGUGUAUCUUCAGCUCCAGCCCAUGAUUGCCCAAAUGCCAGGCCAGCCUGUAAUUCUGAUGAUUAUAGCGACCUGGCACGGCGAAGACAAAGAUGAAGGCCGCUCUUGGAUCAAGAACAUCGCUGGAGCAGCGGAUUGUGUCAUGGAAGAUACAAAGGAGAUUACAAUCGCCGAGAUGCUUGAGAAUAACGAAAAGCUCGUUACGUGGCCAUCUUAUGGUCGAGUCUACACCCUCAACGCCAAGAGAAUGACAGAAACUGCCCUCAAAAUCGUGGGAAAGCAUUGUGUCAAUGCUCCGGGAGGAAGUCUCAUCUUCUCAUACCAUACCCUACUCUCGUCACAGGAGCCAGAACAAAAGUCUGUUUUUGGAACGAGGGCGCGCCAUCACAUGUUUGAAAUCUAUUCUAUUCUUGCAGAUAAGGAUAUUGCAGAAGAGCGGGUUCGGUGGGCUGCUCAGGUCAAGGCUGAUCUUCAGGCAGAAGACGCUGAUAAUAUUCUCGAGGGUUCUUACAUCUCUCUUGGGUCUCAUGAGGAUGUUGAUCUUAAGAAGGUCUAUGGGAAACAUUAUGAAACUCUGGCGGCUCUGAAGAGAAAGUAUGAUCUUGGGAAUGUAUUCAAGCAUAGCGUUCCGAGACUCGUGCUUACUGGGGAGGAAAACGGGAUCAUGGAGGCUUGA